GUCACGGUUACGUACAUGGAGAAGUACCAGUACAAGUACCACACGUGGUGCGGUUGGCAUCGGAGGACCAGAUGCACCAAGUCCAAGACUGGCUUCAGGACCGCCGAGAAGCCACAGAAGAUGCACGAGACUGUGGUCGUUCCGGUUUGUUGCCGAGGAUACGAAGAGGUUGGAGGCAGGUGCUCGCCGCGUUGCGGAGGCGGAUGCGUGAGCGGAGUCUGCGAGGAGCCGGGUGCGUGCCGGUGUCAUCCGGGUUAUGGAGGUCUCACCUGCGAGUCCGCAAGUAAGCGAGAAUCCGUGUUAAAAAUUCGUGAUUUGUCCCGUGAAAGCUUGCGAAGUCGGGACGUGGGGAGCCGGAUGCACGACCGGCUGCGACUGCGAGAACGGGGCGACCUGCGACCCCGCGACCGGGACCUGCUCGUGCUCCGGCGGGUGGACGGGGACGCGGUGCGAGGCGCCGUGCCCAGAGGGGCGCUGGGGACUCGGGUGCGGAAAUCGUUGCGGCUGUCAGAAUGGCGGGACCUGCGAUCCGAAGGAUGGCUCCUGCUCCUGCGAACCGGGGUCGAGAGGGAAACAGUGCGAGAUGCGGUGCGAAGCCGGUCGAUACGGCGAGGAUUGCCGCGGCGUCUGCACCUGCGAGAACGGAGGGACCUGCUCGCACGUCGACGGCACCUGCGCGUGCAGAGACGGAUGGACCGGCGAGACCUGCGGCGAGCGUCUUUGCCCUCCGCGCCGGCACGGACCCGACUGCUCCGACUGCGAAUGCGAAUCCGGCAACACGGCGACGUGUCAUCCCUGGACCGGCGAGUGCGCGUGUCGGCCCGGGUUAUAUGGGUUCGCUGUGCGAAGAGGAGUGCCCAAGAGGAACGUUCGGUCGGAAUUGUUCUCACGCGUGCGAAUGCAAAAACGACGCCAUCUGCCGGCACGAAGAUGGACGGCUGGGAAGGAGAAGAUUGCAACGCGGCGUGCCCCGACGGCAGCUUCGGUCUCGGCUGCCGAGAGGCAUGCACGUGCCGCAACGAGGCCGCAUGCGACCACGUCACAGAUAGCCAGGAGUUAAGAAAUGCCUGGAUAGAAGCCAUCUGUCUUACAUUGCGAAGAAGUUGCGAUGACCGAUAUACUGGCCGAGUGACCGGCCAGAAAUCCCAGGCUCUUUCGAGCCAGAGAUUCACAGGCGCAUCUCUUCCAGGCGCGAACUGCGAGCAUCCCUGCGAGCUCGGUCGCCUCGGCGACGCGUGCAGCGAGCAGUGCGAAUGCGGGAGGAAUUUGUCUUGCCGGUCGGAGACGGGGGAGUGCGCGUGCGAGGCCGGAUGGACGGGGCCGGACUGCGGCCGGAUCUGCCCCGCCGGAUUCUACGGACGGGAUUGCGAGGAACGUUGCCCGGGAUGCCUCCAUGGAACGUGCCACCACGUGACCGGCGAAUGCACGUGCCAGCCCGGUUGGAUGGGGAUCGCGUGCGAGGACCCCUGCCCGGAGGGAGGCUUCGGCCGCGACUGCAGCGAGAAAUGCUCUUGCCUGAACGGAGGCAGAUGCGACGCGGGGGACGGUGGAUGCAAGUGCCUCCCCGGAUGGGUCGGGACCCGCUGCGAAUCGGGAAAGGACUGCGAGACGCAACCCCCUCCCCUCUCCUCCUCCUCCUCUCCCUCCAGCAUCCCCCUCAUCACCGCCACCGCCUCCGCCCUCCUCCUCUCCCUCCUCGGCCUCGCCCUCCUCCUCUGCGUCGGCCGGAGACUCCACCGGAUCCCGAGCCGGACCCAGCCACCCCGCCUCCCGAUCGCGCCGUUUCCCGACGCGUGCCCCGAAUCGGAGCAAAUCGAAAUCGUGUCGAAGACGGAGCAGGCAGGAACGACCCUCCCCCCCUCGACCGAAGUGAUCUCGAACGACCCCACCGACCCGGACUGGAACGUACGAGUGUACGCGAACGUCGCAGCGACCUCGCCCCCCUCGGACGGCGCGCCCCCCCCGCCGUUCCCCGUUUCCGACGACGCGUCCGACCCGUCCCGUUCGAACGCGGCGCCGGACGGCGGGAAGCACCCGCACCGGCGACGCGCGCUCCCGACGCUGAGCCCCGAGAAGUCCGCGCCGAUUUUGCUCCUCCUCCUGGUACGCACGCCCACGCGCAUCCGCGUGCAGCGCGUCUCACGCCCGCCGUAA
Messenger RNA from Darwinula stevensoni, 2154 nucleotides. The record is from the annotation of a GenBank genome assembly. Lineage: Eukaryota; Metazoa; Arthropoda; Ostracoda; Podocopida; Darwinulidae.